UGGAUAUUCAAGUGCGAUCUCACCUGUCCAACACAUCCUCUUCUUCAACCUUCAAUCGCGUCUUUUGUUCUUUACAGUCUUCCAAGGCUGGGCACUAUAUUUUGGCCAUCAAAUCGAUUGAACGCGCAAUGUUUUCCUGGGCAACGUGAAUCUUCACCUCGACUUUGCGACAAGCCGUUCCCUCACCUAAUCUCCCAAUCUACCCUACUAUCUGGACAUUACUACGGGCGCCGCCUCAAUCAUCGACGCCAUGAGUUCUCCAGCGAACCCUCCAGGCCCUCUCACACCUCCCGCAGAGCCAGCCUCUCAAGGACCACAGCCUUCACAACCUUCCGGCACAACUCAAGCACCAGUCGAGGCGCUCCUUUCCCAGCCUCUGACCUCAUUAACAGACGAUGGCAAGUCUAAGAGACCUCGAGACCAUCGAUUAAUACAUCUUCUUCUCGUAUCUCAUGGUAUUUCUGCAUAUCAACAACGCGUCCCUCUCCAGCUGAUGGAUUUUGCCUAUCGAUACACUAGUUCAGUGUUGAGCGACGCACUACACAUUCAAAAUGAAGCCUACGAUCAGGCCGAUACAAGUACCCAGGGCAAGGGACGGGGUGCGAAACACAAUCAGAACAAGUUGGAGGAAGGGGACGUCAGUUUAGCCGCACUGCGCAUGUCGAUAGGGUCACGAAUGGGGUACCAGUUCCAAGGAAGUUUACCCAAAGAAUUUCUCAAGAAUUUGGCAGACGAGCGGAACAGAAUAUCACUAAAUGCGCAGUCACGGGACGGCGACAAGAGUGGUCCGAUAAUUGGAGGUGUACGGUUACCGCACGAGAAAUAUUGCCUGACUGGAGUUGGCUGGGGCCUGAAGGACGAAUGGGACAGUGAGGGUGAGGAGAGCGUUGAACAGGGAGAAGGCGAGGAAAAACCUGAGCCUGAAGAUGUCAUGCAGAUGGACGACAAAAUUGACGAAGAUGAAGAAGGUCUGGGAACGAUGGAGGACGUCUUUGGUGAUGAUGAUGCUGGGGAUGAUGAUGGGGGCGGCGGCGGCGGCGAUGCUGACGGUGAUGCCGAGAUGCAGGGAUGAACGACUGGAGCGUCAGGCUCUGCGAGUAUUCUGAGUCCUCGUGCAUUUUGAUACCCAGGAUAGAUGAAGGCUAUGUAGCAUUGUAUUGUAUUUCUAUUGG
This is a messenger RNA of Exophiala oligosperma, 1172 nucleotides long. RefSeq lists its product as uncharacterized. The coding region runs from base 251 to 1072 and encodes 273 amino acids. NCBI's taxonomy places the organism in Eukaryota, Fungi, Ascomycota, Eurotiomycetes, Chaetothyriales, Herpotrichiellaceae. Gene Ontology annotation, molecular function: RNA polymerase II general transcription initiation factor activity; protein heterodimerization activity; transcription coactivator activity. Gene Ontology annotation, biological process: RNA polymerase II preinitiation complex assembly; DNA-templated transcription initiation. Gene Ontology annotation, cellular component: transcription factor TFIID complex; SAGA complex. The record is from RefSeq and is a predicted model, not a curated record. The transcript has a single exon.